Messenger RNA from Pelodiscus sinensis (Chinese soft-shelled turtle), 772 nucleotides. The record is from RefSeq and is a predicted model, not a curated record. Lineage: Eukaryota; Metazoa; Chordata; Testudines; Trionychidae.
AUGGAUUGUUCCUUGAAGGAUUUGCGACCGGCUCCUGUUACGUCUCGUUCCGCCUCUGUCUGUCCAGUUUCAUCCUGGCAAGCCCAGAGGCUCCGUGCUGGGCUGAGGGUGUGCAGGCUGACCCGGUGUGUUUGUUCCUUGCAGUCGGGGCAGUUCAACGAAGACAUGAUCCCGACGGUGGGCUUCAACAUGAGGAAGAUCACCAAGGGGAACGUCACCAUAAAGCUCUGGGACAUCGGCGGCCAGCCUCGUUUCCGCAGCAUGUGGGAGCGCUACUGCCGCGGAGUCAGCGCCAUAGUGUACAUGGUGGAUGCUGCAGACCAGGAGAAGAUUGAGGCCUCGAAGAACGAACUUCACAACCUGCUUGACAAGCCGCAGCUCCAGGGCAUCCCAGUUCUAGUGCUCGGGAACAAGCGGGAUCUGGCGGGCGCCUUGGAUGAGAAGGACCUCAUUGAGAUGAUGAACCUGUCUGCCAUCCAGGACCGAGAGAUUUGUUGCUAUUCCAUCUCCUGCAAAGAAAAGGACAACAUCGACAUCACCCUACAGUGGCUUAUUCAGCACUCAAAGUCCAGGCGAAGCUGAGAGCCCGGGGACCGCGCCUCGGAGCGGGAAGAUGCCAUUGUCCAAGCCCACGCCCCCUUCUCUCUGUCCCCUGCUCUGUCCCUCUCUCUCCAUCUCUCUCUCUAGAUGGGUAUUUUAGGGGACUCCAGGCUCUGCUCCUGCUAAGGCGGAGCUCCUGUUUUUAUUGUAAAGAAGCUGUUGGACUCCUGUC